CCAACAAUGGAGUGAGAUUUCAAGGUUUUGAGCUUAUUUUAGGUAUAUUGCUGUUAUACAACACCCAAAAGCCUAUAACCCUAUUAUUUUCUCACGAUACCAUCUCAGCACUCAGCACUCAGCACUCAGCACUCAGCACAGCCUCUCUCUUUCUCUUGUUUCACUCUAUUCUCUCCACCUCCUUCUCUGGUUUCAUCUACUUCCUCGCAUACCCUCACUUUGGAAAUGGACGUCUCCGGCUCGUUCACCAUGACUGCCGUCAUCCUAGACGGCAUCGCGUUCUCCGUCUCGUUCUCAAAUAAAUAACUGCAAAAGUCCUCUGCAAAGGGUUCUUAUGAUGUCUUAUUUUGCAGAUCUUUAUUCAAUUCAGGUUCAUUUCCACCCUAGGCAUAGUAAUAAGAAAAUAAAGGUGAAAGAAGUUUGCUUUUAAUCCCCAAAUUUGAUCCCUGUGUUUCAAAGGGAAGGAGACAAUAACACAUACCACCACCAAUUGAUAGAAAUGCUUCUAACUCGAAGUCACUCUCUGAUAAGGCUCAGGCACCAUUGCUCUAUCUCAGCCUUCAUUCGAUAUUUAACAACAUGUUCUUCAUCAUUUCACCCUUCUAGUCCAAAACCUCAUUUCCAAAAUCCAGCAGAACGUCCACAGUUUUAUUUCACGUUUUCCCGAUACUUCUCUUCAAAGGCUGCAAGUUCUCCUUCAAAACAAUCAUUACCUCUUACCCGUGAUGGAAAUUACAGUGAAACUAGUCCUGAGAACCUUAUUGUUUGCCCUGGUUGUGGGGUUCACAUGCAAGAUGGUGACCCUAAACACCCUGGCUUCUUCAUUAAACCUUCGCAGAAAGACCCCAGGACUUAUCGGUUGCAUGCUCAUCUGGAACCUGUUUCUCAGGAGUCUGAAUUCUCAGAUUCCCUUAAAAGGGGUACUGUGCUUGAGCCUGAAACUCAUGACAGUGAGGCUGGUUUGGUUGGAGUUAAGUAUGAAAGGCCAGUUGUAUGUGCACGGUGCCAUUCCUUGAGGCAUUAUGGGAAGGUGAAGGAUUCUACCGUGGAGAAUUUAUUGCCUGAUUUUGACUUUGAUCAUACCAUCGGAAAGAAGUUGGUAUCCACAUCGGGGACUCGGUCAGUUGUGCUAAUGGUCGUGGAUGCAUCAGACUUUGAUGGUUCAUUCCCUAAAAAGGUUGCAAGUUUUGUGUCAGACACAAUUGAUGAGCAUUCAACAGCUUGGAAACUGGGGAAGUCAGGGAAUGUGCCUAGAGUGGUGCUUGUGGUGACAAAGAUUGAUUUAUUGCCGAGCUCUAUAUCACCAAUGAGAUUUGAGCAUUGGGUUAGGCAGAGAGCAAGAGAGGGUGGAUCUAACAAGUUAACAAGUGUGCAUUUGGUGAGUGCAGUGCGGGAUUGGGGGUUGAAAAAUCUUGUUGAUGAUGUCAUUGCUUUGGCUGGGCAAAGAGGGAAUGUUUGGGCGAUUGGGGCACAGAAUGCUGGGAAGAGUACUCUGAUAAAUUCAUUAGGAAAGCAUGUUGGAGGCAAGGUUUCUCAUUUGACAGAAGCACCUGUUCCCGGUACAACAUUGGGGAUUGUUAGAGUGGAUGGUGUCCUUCCUCGUCAGGCAAAGUUAUUUGAUACUCCAGGGCUUUUGCAUCCCCAUCAAAUUGCAACAAGGCUGACAAGAGAAGAACAGAAGCUUGUCUAUAUUAGCAAGGAGUUGAAGCCAAGGACUUACAGGAUCAAGGCUGGUCAUUCAGUUCAUAUUGCUGGUCUUAUGAGGCUGGAUGUAGAAGAAUUAUCAGUAGACUCUAUAUAUGUUACUGUAUGGGCAUCUGUUUAUCUUCCGUUACAUAUGGGUAAAACAGAAAAUGCAUGUGAAAUGGUAGAGGAGCAUUUUGGUCAUCAGUUGCAGCCACCAAUUGGAAAAGAUAGAGUUAAAGAGCUCGGGCAAUGGGUGAGAAAGGAGUUUUGCGUCUGUGGCAAUAGCUGGGACUCUAGUUCUGAGGAUAUUUCAGCUGCUGGUCUUGGUUGGUUUGCUAUUGGACUCAAAGGAGAAGCUCAAUUAGGUGUUUGGACUUAUGAUGGAAUUGAUGUUGUUCUUCGCAAUUCAUUACUUCCUCAAAGAUCACAGUAUUUUGAAGUCUCGGGUUUUACAAUGUCCAAAAUCGUCUCCAAGGCUGACCAGACUUCAAAUAAGGCAUUGCGCCAGAGUGAGAAGAGGAAACAAAGCAACCAAAAAGAAACUACACCAAUUGGUGUAGAGCUUGUUUCAUAACAACACUGGCUUCAUAAGGGAAAGAAAGAUGUACUGAUUUAUGGCAAUGCUAAUCACGGUUGGAAGGUAGACAGUUCUUGCCCUUCAAGAGCAAGGUAGAACAAGUCAGUGCUACCUACAGAUGAACACUGCAUACGACUUUUAAGCAGGAAGGAAUACGCCAUCUACUGAUUUAUGAUACUGCACUGGCCUUGGUGCUAUGGGAAGACACCAAAUGCAACAGAGAUGAAUGUUUUGGAAGAUUGGGACUAUAUAAGGAGGUAUUUGCAGCUUUUCAAGUUGCCAAACCUUAAUUGGAAUGUAUAUAUCUCUAGUUUUCAUUGGCUCUUACAAAAGUUAGUAGUUAUGGGAGUUUGUAAAACUGUUUUGGUAUGAGCCAUGCUGUGUUAUUGAGUCUGUCAUCGUAGAGGCUUGUGGAGCCCUGGGAAAUUUCAAAAAUUUUGAGCUACAUUUUUUCAUGCGAGUGCUAAGUAUUAUAGCAUAUUGGUCCAAAGUUGUAGCUAUUAAUGUUAUGAUAUACAUUAAUUAUAGUUCCAAUUUUUAUGAA
Messenger RNA from Humulus lupulus (European hop), 2807 nucleotides. Its product is annotated as GTP-binding protein BRASSINAZOLE INSENSITIVE PALE GREEN 2, chloroplastic. Gene Ontology annotation, molecular function: GTP binding. The record is from RefSeq and is a predicted model, not a curated record. The transcript is spliced from 5 exons. Gene Ontology annotation, cellular component: mitochondrion. Lineage: Eukaryota; Viridiplantae; Streptophyta; Magnoliopsida; Rosales; Cannabaceae. Bases 500 to 2260 code for a protein of 586 amino acids.